Molecule: messenger RNA, 2622 nt
Organism: Didymosphaeria variabile
Lineage: Eukaryota; Fungi; Ascomycota; Dothideomycetes; Pleosporales; Didymosphaeriaceae
Exons: 5
Coding region: 1-2622 (873 amino acids)
Biological process (GO): steroid biosynthetic process
Molecular function (GO): zinc ion binding; 3-beta-hydroxy-Delta5-steroid dehydrogenase (NAD+) activity; DNA binding
Source: RefSeq, a predicted model, not a curated record
AUGUCUUUCACGUCUUCUGACAUCGUCUUCGUUACCGGUGCCAAUGGCCAUACCGCACAACGUAUAGUGGAUCAGUUACUUGCCAUCCCCAAUGGCCCCAAGGUCCGCGCUUCAGUUCGUUCCGAUGCUUCCGGAUCUGUAAUUCGUGAACAUUAUCCGGAACAUACCUCUAGCGGUCGUCUUGAAGUCUCCCAGGUCACUGACAUCCAGGACCCAAACUCCUUCGACACCGUCAUGCAAGGUGUUACACAUGUUGCCCACAUUGCGUCGCCUUUUGUGCUCCAAGUCGAGGACAUCGAAAGGGAUCUCUUGAAGCCCGCAAUCGAAGGCACAAGAGGCGUUUUAAAGGCAGCACUGAAGCAGCCAACGAUCAAGAGCAUCGUAGUUACCGGCUCUUUCGCAACCAUUGCUGACGCAAAGGGUGGUUAUCGUACAGGCUAUACGUACACCAACAAGGAUUUCAACCCAAUUACCUACGAAGAAGCGAAGGACCCCAACCUGGAUAUGACGCAAUUUCCCGAACUACAUCGUCAUUUCGCCCGCUACAUGGGUUCGAAGAGGUGUGCUGAAGCGGCCAUGUGGGAGCUCUACGAAAAGGAGAAGCCAUCAUGGACGCUGAACACCAUCAACACGGCAUGGGUCGGUGGACCGUACGUUCUGCCGCUCCCAAGCAUUGCAAAGGCCAGCACCAGUACCGGCUUCUUGUACGGUCUCGCGACUGGAGCGAACAUACCACCGCAAGAAUGGCCGACCUGGAUUGACGUUCGAGACGUGGCAAAGGCGCAUAUCAAUGCGCUGCAGAAGCCCCACCUCAACAAGACUAGGAUCUUGAUCGGUGGCCACAGGAUAGGAUACGAUCAGAUCGCUGACAUUGCUGCCAAAAUUCCGGGUGCAACACCCUCGCAGACCAGGAAUAAUUUUGACAUGGAAAAGUUGUUCUACAUUGACAACUCUUCUGCCGAACUAGUCGACAUCAAGGAGUCGGAUCUUGUUCCAGUCGAACAAACAGUGGUUGAGACGAUUAAGUAUUUCCUGGACCUCGAAGGGAAGAGCAAAAUUAGGGGAUGUGCCACUCCACACCAAAUCGGUGGGCUCAAGUCACUAUCUGCCGGUGACGUGGCGAAGGUGCCAGGCUACGAACGCAUCAGCGAAGAGAGUCGAGAGCAACUGGCACUUGCUUUGGAAGAGGGCAAGGUGAUCGACAAGGAGUUCAAAGAUAUUCGCCCGGAUCUUGUGAAGACCUACCAAGGUGAGAUUCGAGAUGCCAUCGGUUACAAGGUAGAAGUCACGCCCUCGGCUAGGGCAGGCUGCCGUGCAGCUGCUUGCAAAGACCUAGGCAUCAAGAUUCAGAAAGGUGAACUUCGCUUGGGUAUACUGAGACCGUUCGAUGGCGAACAUGUGUCGUUUGUGUACAAGCAUUGGAAAUGCGUAUCGGGUUACGAUCUCUCUUCGAUCGAAAACUACACGCAAGACGAGUCACUCGGUGGCAUCGACAGCCUGCCAAAGGACUACAAGGCUGCUGUGAUGGAAUCUCUUGAGAAGGGCGAGGUUGUAGUGCCAUCAGAAUCGAGCGUACCAGCCCUGGCGAAGAAGUCCCGCGCCAAGAAGAAGAGAACAGCAGAUACAGACGAAGAUACCAAUGCUGAAGAGGCAGCCCCCAAGAAGAGGUCGCGCAAGGGGAAACCGAAGGCAAAAGCAGCAGAUGAUACCGCCACUGAAGAGGCGGCUGCCAAGAUCAAGGCCCAGGAGGAGAAGACGACAGACGAUGCAGAGACGUACACUAGUACCGAGGAGGCGACUCUCGGUAAAGCUUCUGGGAAGAUGAAGACGGAAAAUGCAGAUCAAGACGUCAGCAUUCGGAAGAGGAAGACGAAGGACACGGGCGAUACCACCAGUACUAAAAAGGUGACCCUCGAGCAGAAGUCGGGAAACAAGAAGAACCAAGCCGAAGAUGAAGGCUCCGAUGCUGAGGAGAGCGAACCAGAGACUACGGUCCAAGCCCCGAAUCCCAAGAGGCGCAAACUAGUCAACAGCAAGUAUAUGCCAGCAGAGCGGCGAGCCAUGGAGAAGCGCGGCGCGGAGACUGUCGCGAAACCUGGCGAUGACAUCGACGGAACAGGAACCACUCCACUAAGGAGGAGUGCCCGACAGUCCGCUCGUGCCGCUGCCGCCAUCAAGGAGCAGAUGGGCAAGUCUACACCCAGGCAGUCCAAGCGCGACCAGAACAAUAAGGCUGCUUCUGGUGACGAGAGUGCCGCAGAGGAGAUGGCAGACACGGUGCUCGAGGAGGAUAAGAAGCGUGAGGCGGUUGCAGGUGGUACUCCUACCAAGAAGAGCCGCAAAGGCAAAGCCAAGAAGCGUGUGUCCAAGAAGAAGGGCGACCAAACGGCUGCUGCUACUGCUUCUGCGGACGUCGAGGACAAGACCGGAGAGGAAACCGGCGAAGCUAUACCCAAGACGACAGGCUCCCACGAGGUGCGCGCUCCAGGCAACCCAAUUGUGGUGGGAGAGGAAGUCGCGGCUUACUUUAGCUCUGGGCCCUACGAUGCCGAUACAUACAUCGCAGAGCUUAGGGCGUUCAUGCGGGUUCACGCCGCAAGGAGGGCCAUUUGGCGCUACUAG